Penicilliopsis zonata CBS 506.65 is the source of this 5330-nucleotide messenger RNA. RefSeq lists its product as hypothetical. Gene Ontology annotation, cellular component: membrane. Gene Ontology annotation, biological process: transmembrane transport. The record is from RefSeq and is a predicted model, not a curated record. The coding region runs from base 208 to 5001 and encodes 1597 amino acids. The transcript has 4 exons. NCBI's taxonomy places the organism in Eukaryota, Fungi, Ascomycota, Eurotiomycetes, Eurotiales, Aspergillaceae. Gene Ontology annotation, molecular function: ATP hydrolysis activity; ABC-type transporter activity; ATP binding.
AUAAAAUCCCCCCUCUUCGUAUCCACCGCUCGAUAACGCCAGCUUCCCCGCCUCCCACGAGCUUCUCCUUGACGCUCUCUGGCCCAGCUUCUAAUCUCGCCCGUUCGCUGCGUCUCACUCUCACUCUCUCUACGCCAUGCUCUCUUCUCUUCACCCUCUCCUUUUCCCUUCUUCUCUUCACCCUCUCCUUGUCAACCCUCGAGGACCAUGAUCCCCCCCCCGACGGCCUCUCUGCUGACGGGCGUCCUGGGCCUCGUCCUGGUCGCCCUCCCCUCCGUCCCCUCGGUGAAGAGUCUCCUCGUCCGCUGCACGCGUUCCAAGCUGCUCGAGGAUGUCUCGCGUCUGGCUCGCGACGAAUACAGCGAUGAGGACGGUGAGGCCACAGAGGAGUCGCUGCGUGCCUUCUCCGACCGCUGGCAGCGAUACUCGAUCGCCCUGUUGACCGUCGUCGGUUUGCUGCUGUCCAUCGCUCUGGCUGUCCUGCAUACCGUCUUUUCUCGCCACUUGCUCGUUCAAUUCUGGCUUCUCGCUGCUAUCUGGAUUCUUCUCACGGUUCAGGCCGUCGCUCUACUGACCGAGCCCUUUCCAACCCGUCGCUAUGCCCUGGCCGGUUUGUCCUUCUGGGCUUGCGUCUUUGCCAUCCUCACCCCAUGUGCUGAAUUCUAUAUCUUCUGGAACGCCGGGUUGUCUGUUUCGCUCGACAACCGCUCGACUGCCUUGCUGCUCGCUCAGCUGGGGGUCGUCGUGCUGCGCGCCCUGCUGUGCCUGUGUCUGCCGCGCCGCCCGCAGGUCUACAAGGACGGCGUGGUCGUCGACCAGCAGUUCUCCGGCUCGGCCCUCAGUCGGUAUACCUUCUCCUGGGCGACUCCCACCCUCAAGUACGCUGCCGCCCAUAGAUCGCUGGACAUCGACGCCCUGCCCACCCUCAACGCCGACACUCACUCCCACCUCCUCCGUGCCCGCUUCGAGCAGAGCCGCGGCUCCAGGAAGAACCUUUGGAUCACCCUCCUCGCUACCCAUUCCCCCACCCUGAUUCUGCAGCUCUGCCUCACCGUCUUUUCCUGUCUGCUGAGCUUCGCUCCGCAGACCGCCCUCUACGGCAUCCUCACCGCUCUCGAGGCCCGUGGAGACAGUCUCUGGGAGACCUGGGCCUGGGCCCUCGCCCUCGGUUUCUCCAUGCUGCUCUCCACCUCCGUCGAUGCCUGGCUUUUCUGGAUCUGCUGGUCCCGUCUGGGUGUCCCCAUCUACGCCGAACUCUCGGCCGUCGUCUUUGCCAAGUCCAUGCGUCGCAAGGAUGUCAAGGGGGCAAAGAAGGGCAAGGGAAACAAGAAUGAAUCCGACAAGAAGCUAGAGAACGGUACUUCCCGUGAGGAGGAAGACGGCGGCGAUGACGAUGACGAGGAGCAGAUGAAGAAGAGUCGCCAGAGCAUCAUCAACUUGGCCGCCGUCGAUGCCCGUCGCAUCGCUGACUUUGCCGCAUCCAACUUCAUGAUUCCCUCCUCGAUGCUCAAGAUCGUCAUCGCCUGUGUCUUCCUCAUCCAGAUCAUCGGCUGGAAAAGUCUAUGCGCCGGCCUGGCCGUCUCCCUCAUCGUCACUCCCGUCAACGUCCAGCUGGCCAAGCGCUACUCCAACGCCCAGGACAAUCUGAUGAAGUACCGUGACCUGAAGAUGGCCGUCGUCACCGAGGCCCUGCAGGGCAUCCGCCAGAUCAAGUUCUCCGCCCUCGAGCCCCAGUGGCAGCGCAAGAUCGGCGAGACUCGCAACACUGAGCUGAAAGCCCUCUGGGCCUCCUUCUUCUACGACAUUGGCCUCAUCACCAUCUGGAUCCUGGGGCCUCUGAUGCUCUCCGCCGUCUCCCUCGCCGUCUACGCCACCCUGAACGGCGAGCUCUCCGCCUCCGUCGCCUUCACCGCCAUGUCCAUCUUCGGUUCCCUCGAGAUGUCUCUCGCUUUCCUGCCCGAGCUCAUCUCCAACGGUCUCGAGGCCAAGAUCAGCUCCGACCGUAUCGACAAGUAUCUCGACUCUGAGGAGAAGGUCACCACCACCGUUCCCUCCGACUCCAUCGCCUUUGAGAAUGCCUCAAUCGCCUGGCCGGCCGAGGAGGAGUCGGAAGAAACGAAGGAUGGCACCAACGAGACUACCACCGAGAAUCACAAUCACGAUGAGGAACGCUUCACCCUGCGCAAUCUCAAUAUUCAUUUCCCCCAAAAGGGUCUCAGUAUCAUCUCCGGCCGUACGGGCGCCGGGAAGAGUCUGCUGCUGGCUUCGAUCCUGGGCGAGUGUGAUAUCCUCGACGGGACCGUCAAAGUGCCCGUGCCCAUGCCCCUCGAAGAACGGUUCGACGACCUGGCCAACACCGAAAACUGGAUCAUUGACCGGGCGAUCGCCUACGUUGCGCAGAUCCCCUGGAUCGAAAACGCGAGCAUCAAGGACAACAUCCUCUUCGGUCUCCCCUACAACGAGGCUCGCUACCGCAACGUGCUCUUCGCCUGCGCCCUCGAAAAGGAUCUCGACAUGAUGCCCGACGGCGAGCUGACCGACAUUGGCGCCAACGGCGUCAACCUGAGUGGCGGCCAGCGCUGGCGUAUCUCCUUUGCGCGCGCCCUCUACUCCCGCGCCGGGAUCCUCGUCAUGGACGACAUCUUCAGCGCCCUGGACGCCCACACGGGCCGCCAUGUCUACGAGCAUGCCCUCACCGGUCCCCUCGGCCAGAACCGUACCCGGGUCCUGGUCACCCACCACGUCGCCCUCUGCCUGCCCCGCACGGAUUACUCGGUCCUCCUCGAGGAUGGGCGGGUCAAGCACGCCGGCACCAUCGAGGACCUCAAGAAAACUAACAGUCUGGCUGACAUCCUGCGUCAGGAGGAAGAAGCCGAGCGCGUCGACCACACUGCAGACCAAGACCAGGACUUUAUCGACGAGGAAACUACCCUGCAAAAGGUCAUCUCAAACCGUUCCCGCCGCCGUAGCUCCGCCAUUCACGGCAACGGUACUACCCCCGCGACGACUGUUGAUACCGCCGCGCAUGCCGCGCCCAAGGACGACUCCAAGCCCAAAAAGUUCACGGAAGACGAGAAGCGUGAGACUGGUGCCAUCAAGCUAGCCGUCUACCUGGCCUACCUACGCAAGGGAGGCUCCUGGCCCUACUGGCUCCUGGUCAUUUCCGCUUACGUGGCGUACGUGACUUUAAUUGUCGGCAGAUCAUGGUGGGUCAACAUCUGGACCAGCCAUUCGCAGACACAGUCUGCCCCGGAGCAGUACCUGACAGUGAUGACGGAGGCGAUGAACCGCCUGGCCACCGUGGAGACAAGCGACGACUUGCCGCUCUACCUGGGUGUGUAUGUUGGCCUAUCGAUCCUCGCGUGCGGGAUGGGCACGGCGCGGUACUACCUGGUACUGUCGGCUGCGGUGCGGGCGGCGCGCAACCUGUUCGAGGGGCUGACGUUUGCGGUGCUGCGUGCGCCGCUACGCUGGCUGGACACGGUGCCGCUGGGCCGCAUCCUCAACCGGUUCACCGCCGACUUCCACGCGAUCGACUCGCGCAUCGGCUACGACAUUGGCUUUCUCACCUACAAGACCCUCGAGGUGAUGGGCAUCAUGGUCGCGGGCAUGCUGGUCUCGCCGCUGCUGAUCAUCUUCGCCACCAUCCUGCUGGCGGUGUCGUUGAAGCUGGCGCUGACGUACCUGGGCGGAGCGCGCGAGGUGAAACGGUUGGAGAGCACGGCCAAGAGCCCCGUCUUCGAGCAGUUCGGAUCCAGUCUCGUCGGCCUGAUCACCAUUCGCGCCUUCACCAAGGCCGACACCUACAUCAACAUCAUGUACGGCAAGAUCAACCGGCACGCGCGGGCCUGGUACAAUCUGUGGCUGUUCAACCGGUGGCUGAGCUUCCGGAUGAGCGUCAUCGGCGCCAUCUUCACGGUCGUCACGGCCUCGCUGGUCGUCUACUUGCCGGGAAUCAGCGCCUCGUUGGCAGGGUUCGCCCUCAGCUUCUCCCUGCAGUAUAGCGGCUCUCUAGCCAUGCUGCUGCGCCAGUGUGCCAACAUCGAGCUGAACAUGAACGCCACCGAGCGAGUGAUCGAGUACUCCAACAUUGAGAUCGAGAGCCAGGACGGCGCCGACGCCCCCGCCGCGUGGCCCACAGAGGGUCGCCUGGAGGUCGAGGACCUGGUCGUGGGAUACGCUCCCGAUCUGCCCGCCGUCCUGAACGGACUCUCCUUCACGGUGGAGAAGAACCAGCGGGUCGGGGUGGUUGGGCGCACGGGCGCGGGCAAGUCGUCGUUGACCCUCGCCCUGUUCCGGUUUCUCGAGGCCCGCAGCGGCACCAUCUCCAUCGAUGGCAUCGACGUGUCCAAGAUCAAGCUGCACGACCUGCGCAGCCGGCUGGCGAUCAUCCCGCAGGACCCCGUGCUCUUCUCCGGCACGGUGCGCUCCAACCUCGACCCGUUCAACGAGUACACGGAUUCAGAGCUCUACGAUGCCCUCGAGCGCGUGCAUCUCAUCUCGGCGAGCGAGAACGAAGCCCUCUCGCAGUCUGCUACCCCUGCGCCGGGCUCCGCGACGCCCGUCUCGGGUGCUGCCUCGACAGCAGCACUACUGGUCAAAAACACCAACAUCUUCGCGUCGCUGUCGUCCCGCAUCUCCGAGGGCGGGCUGAACCUCUCGCAGGGCCAACGGCAACUCCUCUGUCUUGCACGGGCGAUCGUCGCCCGCCCCAAAAUCAUGGUCCUCGACGAGGCCACCUCCGCCGUCGACAUGGAGACCGACGCCCUGAUCCAGCAGUCUAUCCGGGCCGAGUUUGGCCGCAACGCGACCACCCUGCUGGUCAUCGCGCACCGCCUCAGCACCAUUGCCGACUUUGAUCGCAUCCUCGUCAUGGACGCCGGCCGGGCGGCCGAGUUUGGCUCCCCGCGCGAACUGAUGGCCAUCCCGGAUGGCAUCUUUAAAAAUCUCGUCGAGAAUAGUGGCGAGAAGGCUGCUCUGGAGGAAACCAUUCUGAAUUGAUGUAUUAAAAUUGUGACCAUCCAUACUAACUAGAAUUAUACUAUUUAUUAUCCUCAGUAUCCCAUACUCCGUAUUCACAUCCAUACUCCGUACUAACAUCCAUACUAGCCGACAUCCAUACUAACUAACAUACCAACACCCCAAGUAAGUCAGAGACCAAGCGUCCGAAUGUAACAAGGUAAGUGCCGAACGCGUCUUUCAUCCUCCCCAGUCCAGACCCGCGCGAGCCCUUGAGCCAUCCAUGGAAGAACGGAGAGCCGCGCGCAGCUCUGGCGGGAAUAUCAAAAAGAGCACACUGGUUUCAUCAUUUGUGUAAAACUUGGAAGGAU